This is a messenger RNA of Dendroctonus ponderosae (mountain pine beetle), 1783 nucleotides long. RefSeq names its product tubulin glycylase 3A. Gene Ontology annotation, biological process: cilium movement; cilium assembly; protein polyglycylation. The record is from RefSeq and is a predicted model, not a curated record. Gene Ontology annotation, cellular component: cilium. The coding region runs from base 7 to 1764 and encodes 585 amino acids. NCBI's taxonomy places the organism in Eukaryota, Metazoa, Arthropoda, Insecta, Coleoptera, Curculionidae. Gene Ontology annotation, molecular function: protein-glycine ligase activity, initiating. The transcript is spliced from 8 exons.
UCUCAGAUGACUCUGAUCAACCGGUUCAGAAGAGAGUCUCUGAGCUACACCAGCAAACAAGGCCUGUGCCAGGCGGCUCGUGAUGCCCACUGGCUCCAGAUUCCUGGAUUAUCGAAAAUCAAUCACCCCAGAUGCUACGUUCUGAUGAAAGGCGGAGACACCAAGUCGUUCCUCAAAGAUUUCGGAUUAACCGCCGCUAUUUCCUUGCUUAAGUGGGUGGUGAAGACCAAUAUAACCGGCGAAUGCAGGAUUGUGAGCGAAACUGGAAAAAUCCCAAUGAAGAUCUUCGACUUUGCCAUUGCCGAAUGCUACAAGUUUAUAAAAAAAGAAAAACACCAGGACAUUGACGAGGAAAUUCGUGAGGCUUUGGAGAUCGAGUGGCACGAGUUUCUGGAUCAGUAUUACAAAACGGUUCAUGUGGGCAACCACUUCAAGUUGAUGGAUAAAACCAUCCAUCCUUGCACGGAAGCAAAGGACAUGGUUCGCAAGGCCAACUACCUGCUGAACCAACUCAGGGAGCACAUUCCCACGCUGGAGAUGGAUGGGUACAUGAACAUUUGGAUACUCAAGCCAACCAACAGCAGUCGGGGCCAAGGCAUCCACAUCUGCCGCACUUUGCAGUAUAUUCUGGAUGUUGUUAAGAAGAACCCGAACCGGAGGUAUAUUAUUCAGAAGUACAUAGAGAGGCCGAUGCUUAUUCACGACACCAAGUUCGAUAUAAGGCAGUGGUUUUUAGUGAGCAGCUCCGAUCCGUUAGUGAUCUGGAUUUAUAGAGUGUGCUACUUGCGGUUCAGCUCCCAAACCUACAAUUUGAGGAAGCUUGACGAGUCAAUUCACUUGACGAACAAUUCCGUGCAAGCAAAGUAUCUGCAGCACGGUACCAAAGACCCUCUAUUGCCCUCAUAUGCUAUGUGGGACUCCAAGGAAUUCAAGAUGUACCUUUCGGACAUUGGGUACCCGCAGAUAUUCGAAACGGCGAUUUACCCGAGCAUGAAGCAAUCCAUUAUUGGCGCUAUGUUGGCACAUCGCGACAAAAUCGACAACAGAAAAAAUUGCUUUGAGCUGUACGGCGCUGACUUCAUGUUAGCUGAGAGCUUCGAGCCCUGGCUGUUGGAAAUCAACUCAAACCCUGCGCUUCACGCGUCAACGCCUGUUACAGCCAAACUGUGCCCCCAGGUGCUGGAAGACGUCAUCAAAGUCGUAGUGGAUUAUGCCAGAAACCCAAAGUCCAGCACGGGAAACUUUGAAUUGAUCUACCAAGAAAAGGGGGAUGUGCGGGCAGUGAAACCAAACCAGAAAUUUCAACUAACCGGUUUUCCGCUUUCGGAAAACUACUUUUGUGACCUGGAGGAACCGCCGCUGGAACACAACGCGAUGGUUCCCAAAAGGUUUGAGACCCCCGACCCAGGGAAAUAUCUGCUGCAAACCGGGCAAACAAUGAAAGAAGCUCUGAAGAACCUGCUGGAGAUUGUUAAGCGCGAAAAAUCAAAAAGGGGCUCAAGGCGGGAAAAGUGCAUCGAAGCGAAGCUCGCAGCGUAUGACUCCUGCAAUCAGACUCACUCAGAAGUGAUAUCGCUGUUUCAAAAUCUCACACUUUCCCAAAAACUUGAUGAGUUGGAGAGCGACGACAAUUUGACGGAAAAUGAGAGCAGGAGGGUGACUGAGGUGCUGAGCGAGAUCAAGAACAUGCACAAUAAAAAACGUCUGCUGACUAGUUUAGUUCAAGUAGUGGAUACGCUGAAAAAUGCAAAAAAGGGGCCGUAAUAAAUGAGUUUGGAACGUA